Hyaena hyaena (striped hyena) is the source of this 8481-nucleotide messenger RNA. It is a transcript of the gene ANKRD11, whose product is annotated as ankyrin repeat domain 11. Gene Ontology annotation, cellular component: nucleus. The record is from RefSeq and is a predicted model, not a curated record. Bases 434 to 8386 code for a protein of 2650 amino acids. NCBI's taxonomy places the organism in Eukaryota, Metazoa, Chordata, Mammalia, Carnivora, Hyaenidae. Gene Ontology annotation, molecular function: protein binding. Gene Ontology annotation, biological process: anatomical structure morphogenesis. The transcript is spliced from 14 exons.
GAGGCCGCGGAGCCGGAGCGCGAUGGAGCGAGGGCCCCAGGCGGGGAGGCGCCGCCGCCGAGCGCGCGGCCCGACGUCCCCUCAGUGAGUGCCCGCGCCGCCGCGGCGCCGCCCGAGCCUGGCCGCGCCCGAGGGGCGGGCUCGCCUCCCGCCGGCCUCGCCGCUUCGCCGGCGCUCGGAGCCCGCCGCCGCCGCCGCCGCCUUCCCGCUCGGGCCGGGAGACGGGCCGGGGCUGCAUGGCCUCGCCCGCGCGCCGCCGCUGAGCCCGCGGAGCCGCGCAGCCGGGAGCCGAGCACACCCAGCGCUGCCCGGGAACGCACCCAGUCGGAUUGCACACACGGUCUUCGUCAGCAUCAGCUCUCAACUAUGGACUCGACGGUUGAUGACGAAGCGAUGGCAGUAUAAAUGAAGAUCAGGUGAGGGGAGAAGAACGAUGCCCAAGGGUGGGUGUUCUAGAACACCACAGCACGAAGACUUUUCCCUCAGCAACGACAUGGUGGAGAAACAAACAGGGAAAAAGGAUAAAGAUAAAGUUUCUCUGACCAAGACCCCAAAGCUGGACCGCAGUGAUGGAGGGAAGGAGGUGAGGGAGCGAGCAAGCAAACGGAGGCUGCCCUUCACUGUGGGGGCCAAUGGAGAGCAGAAGGACUCGGACACAGAGAAGCAGGGUCCUGAGCGGAAGAGGAUUAAGAAGGAGCCUGUCACCCGGAAGGCCGGGCUGCUGUUCGGCAUGGGGCUGUCUGGGAUCCGGGCCGGCUACCCCCUCUCCGAGCGCCAGCAGGUGGCCCUCCUCAUGCAGAUGACUGCCGAGGAGUCCGCCAACAGCCCAGUAGACACCACACCAAAGCACCCCUCCCAGUCGACAGUGUGUCAGAAGGGGACGCCUAACUCCGCCUCGAAAACCAAAGACAAAGUGAACAAGCGGAACGAGCGUGGAGAGACCCGUCUGCACCGCGCAGCCAUCCGGGGGGACGCCCGGCGCAUCAAGGAGCUCAUCGGCGAGGGCGCGGACGUCAACGUCAAAGACUUCGCAGGCUGGACGGCGCUGCACGAGGCAUGUAACCGCGGCUACUACGACGUCGCCAAGCAGCUGCUGGCCGCGGGCGCAGAGGUGAACACCAAGGGCCUGGACGACGACACCCCCCUGCACGACGCUGCCAACAACGGGCACUACAAGGUGGUGAAGCUGUUGUUACGCUAUGGCGGGAACCCUCAACAAAGCAACAGAAAAGGCGAGACCCCGCUGAAGGUGGCCAACUCCCCGACCAUGGUGAAUCUCCUGUUGGGCAAGGGGACCUACACGUCCAGCGAGGAGAGCUCGACCGCAGAGAGCUCAGAGGAGGAAGACGCCCCGUCGUUUGCACCUUCAAGUUCAGUUGAUGGCAAUAACACAGACUCUGAGUUUGAAAAAGGCCUAAAGCACAAGGCUAAAAAUCCAGAGCCCCAGAAAACUGUGACCCCCGUCAAGGACGAGUACGAGUUUGACGAGGAUGAUGAGCAGGACCGAGUCCCUCCCGUGGACGACAAACACUUACUGAAAAAGGAUUACAGAAAAGAAACCAAGUCAAAUAGUUUUAUUUCUAUACCCAAAAUGGAAGUGAAAAGUUACACUAAAAAUAACACGAUUGCACCAAAGAAAGCGGCUCAUCGCAUCCUGUCGGACACGUCAGACGAGGAAGACGUGAGUGUCGCCGUGGGGACAGCGGAGAAGCUGAGGCUCUCGGCACACGCGAUACUGCCCAGCAGCAAAACACGGGAACCUUCCGGUUCCAAGCAGCAGAAGGAGAAAAAUAAAGUGAAGAAGAAGCGAAAGAAGGAGACGAAAGGCAAAGAAGUGCGGUUCGGGAAGAGAAAUGACAAGUUUUGCUCCUCCGAGUCCGAGAGCGAGUCCUCGGGGAGCGGGGAGGACGACGGGGACUCCGUGGGCAGCUCCGGCUGCAAGCAGUCCCCUCUGGUGCUCAAGGACCCGGCCCUGUUCAGCUCUCUGUCCGCCUCCUCCACCUCGUCUCACGGGAGCUCCGCCGCCCAGAAGCAUAACCCCGGCCACGCAGACCCGCACGCCAAGCACUGGCGGACGGACAACUGGAAAAGCAUCUCUUCUCCCGCCUGGUCCGAGGUCAGCUCCUUGUCAGACUCCACGAGGACGAGACUGACGAGCGAGUCUGACUGCUCCUCCGAGGGCUCCAGCGUGGAGUCGCUGAAGCCUGUGAGGAAGAAGCAGGAGCACAGGAAGCGGGGCGGCCCGCAGAGCGCGCUGCCGGAGAAGAAGAACUCUUUCCACGCCAGUGUGGACGGCGCCAUCCCCAAGCUGGACAAGGAGGGGAAGGUCGUCAAGAAACAUAAAACAAAACACAAACACAAAAACAAGGACAAGGGGCUGUGCUCCGUCGGUCAGGAACUCAAACUGAGGAGUUUCACUUACGAGUACGAGGACUCCAAGCAGCGGUCGGAGAAGGCCGUCCUUGUGGACGGCGACGUGCCCGGCGAGAGCAAGGCGAAGGCCUUGAAGCACGACAGGGAGCACUUCAGGAAGGAGGAGCGGCUCAGCAAGGCGAAGGCGGAGGACAGGGAGUGGCUCUUCAGGGAGGAGGUGCUCAAGGUCUCCAAAGAUGAGAAACCACUGAAGAGAGUCAAAGACGGGAGCAGGUCUUCGCGCGAAGAGAAGGACCGCACGAAUAAAGCAGAAAGAGAGAAGCUGGUGAAGGAAAAGUCCCCCAAAGAGGAAAGACUGAGGCUCCACAAAGAGGAGAGGAAGAGGAAGUCCAAAGACAGGGCCGCGAAGCCAGAGAAGAAGAGCGACUGUAAGGAGGACAGGGCCCCGAGGGACAGGGACAGGGACAAGCCUUUCAGAGAAGACAGAGAGAGGCUGAGGAAGGAGAGAGUUUACAGGGAGGACUCCUCCGCCUUCGACGAGUAUUGUAACAAGAGCCAGUUUCUGGAGAACGAGGACACCAAAUCCAGCCUUUCCGACGACCAGCAGGACCGGUGGUUCUCGGACUUGUCCGACUCCUCCUUCGACUUCAAGGCGGACGACAGUUGGGACUCCCCGGUGACGGACUACAGGGACGUCAAAAGCGACCCCGUGGCCAGACUGAUCCUGGAAACCGUGCGGGAAGACAGCAAGGAGAAGAAGCGGGAGAACAGGGGCCGCGAGAAGCGCGAGUACGGGGACCGGCGCGGCGACAGGGACGCCUGCCUCAGGAGGAAGGAGCGGGACGGCCUGGACAGAGGCUCCGACAGGAGGCGGGAGCAGGUGGACAAGCAGAGGGGGGUCCCCGGCUGCCUCCCCGACAGGGACAAAAAGCGGAGGGAGCCCGCCGAGGGCGGGCGGGACCGCAGGGACCCCCUCGAGGCCGCCAAGGAGCGCAGGGACGGCAGGCCCAGGCCCGAGGAGCCGAGGGAGCCGGGCGGCGAGGCCGGCCUCAGGGACAGGCCCGACUGCGACCUGGGGAAGGGCCCCGAGCCCUGGGAGAGGCUGCACGCGGCGAGGGACAGGGAGCGGAGGGAGAGGGGCAAGCUGGAGAAGCACAGAGACAAGUCCUGCGACAAAGACAAAAGCGACAAGGCCGUCCCGGAGAAAAGCCAGAGGGACAAGGACCCAGACAAGUGCUGCAAGGAGAAGAAGGACCCCAAGGAGAAGCAUAAGGACAAGGAGCGGAAGGCUCCCCCCGACCCGGCGAAGGACAGGAGGGACAGGGGCUUCGCGGGGCCGCCCCCGGACGACCUCCCGGAGAGAAAGGACGAGAAGAAGGGGAAGGAGAAGAGCUGGUACAUCGCCGACAUCUUCACGGACGAAAGCGAGGACGAGAAGGACGAGUUUGCGGCCAGCGGGCUCCGGCUCGGGGACGCCGCGGACGCGCCGCGGGCGGACGGCCCCCCGGACGCCGACCGGCACCGCAAGCACCCUGCCGACCGGCAGCUCGCGGAGAAGCAGAGGGACCGGGAGCUCCGAGAGAAGAAGAGGGAGAGGGGGGCCCCGGAAGCGGCGAAAGACAAGAAGGACAAGGGCCCGGACAAGCACAAGGACCGGAGGGACAGGGAGGGCGGGGACAGGUGCCGGGACAGGAGGGACCGCCCGCCGGCCGACCCCGCCCAGGAGAAGCGGGCCCGGCCCAAGCCCCCCGAGAAGGCGGAGCGGAAGCCCCCGGCCGAGGACCGGGCCCGGGGCAGGCACCGCGAGCGGCCGGACAGGGAGCACGGCCGGGAGCGGAAGGCGCCGCGGGGCGCCGAGGCGGAGCGGGCCCUGCUGGAGAGGCUGGAGGAGGAGGCGCUGCACGCCUGCCGGGAGGACUCCCACGACAAGGCCAGCGAGGGCUCCUCCGACAGCUUCGCCGACCGCGGGCCGGAGCCAGGCCUGGGCGCCCUCCUGGAGGUGUCCUUCACGGAGCCCCCGGAGGACAAGGUCAAGGAGAGGGAGAGGCACAGGCACUCGUCGUCCUCGUCCAAGAAGAGCCACGACCGGGAGAGGGUGCGGAGGGACCGGUGCGAGAGGCGGGACCGGAGCGAGGACCUCAGGGACGCCGGCAGCAGGAAGGACCCCGGCCCCUGCGACAAGGACUUCGCGGACGCGGACGCUUACGGGGUCCCUUACGGCGCGAAGGCGGACGCGGAAGACGACUUGGAUAAAACCGUCGAGCUGUUCGCCGCCGAAAAGAAAGAGAAAAACGAUCCCGAGAGAGAGCCUUCCAAGAAGGCCGAGAAGGAGCUGAAGCCCUACGGCUCCGGCGCCAGCGGCGCCCUCAAGGAGAAGAGGCGGCGCGAGCGGCACCGCGAGAGGUGGAGGGAGGAGCGGGAGAAGCACCGGGACAGGCACGGCGACGGGCCCCCGCGGCCCCACAGAGACGAGCAGAAGCCCGCGGCCAGAGACAAGGACGGCGCCCCGACCGCGCUCAGAGACAAGCCCCGGGACGAGGGCCCCAGACCUGGCGAGACCAAACCGAAGGAGAAGUGCAGGGAAAAUCCAGAGAAGGAGAAGGGUGAGCCGGCGAAGGUCAGCAACGGGACCGAUAAGCCGCCGGCGCCCAGAGACCCGGGCAAGAGAGACGCCCGGCCCAGAGAGAAGCUUCUGGGCGACGGGGACCUGAUGAUGACGAGCUUCGAGCGCAUGCUGUCCCAGAAGGACCUGGAGGUGGAGGAGCGGCACAAGCGGCACAAGGAGAGGAUGAAGCAGAUGGAGAAGAUGCGCCACAGGUCCGGGGACCCGAAGCUCAAGGAGAGGCCGAAGCCCGCGGACGACGCGCGCAAGAAGGGCCCCGACGGGCCGGCCAAGAAGCCGCUGGCGCCGGACCCGGCCCCGAGGGACAAGAGGCCCCGGGAGCCCGCCGCGGCCCCGCCCGCUGCCGAGGGCAAGCCGCGCCCGGGACCCGCCCCGGACGCCAGGGACUGGCUGGCGGGGCCGCACAUGAAGGAGGUGCUGCCCGCCUCUCCCCGGCCGGACCAGGGCCGGCCCACCGGGGUCCCCGCGCCCGCCGCCGUGGUGUCGUGCCCCAGCUACGAGGAGGCCAUGCACACGCCCAGGACCCCGUCCUGCAGCGCGGACGACUACUCCGACCUCAUGUUCGACUGCUCGGACCCCCAGCCCGUGUCCAGCACGUCUGCCAGCGCCUGCUCGCCCUCUUUCUUCGACAGGUUCUCUGUGGCGGCUAGCGGGAUCCCAGAGACCGCGAGCCAGACGCCCACGAGGCCGCUGUGCACGAGCCUGUACCGCUCGGUGUCCGUCGACAUCCGCAGGGCGCCCGAGGAAGAGUUCAGCCCUGGGGACAAGCUCUUCAGACAGCAGAGCGUCCCCGCCUCGUCCAGUUACGACUCGCCAGGGCAGCGCCUGGACGACAAGGCCCCGGGGCCCCCGGCUCCUGCCGAGAAGUUCGCCUGCCUGUCCCCGGGGUACUACUCCCCGGACUACGGCAUCCCCUCCCCCAAAGCGGACACUCUGCACUGCCCGCCCGCGGCUGCGGUCAACGCCACCCCCUCCCCAGAGGGUGCCUUCUCUGGUUUACGCGCCAAGUCCCCCGCUUCGCACAGAGACGAGCUGUCGGCCCCGUCCGUGGAGGGGGCCCUGCCGCCCGACCUGGGCCUCCCCCCGGACGCCACGGAGGACCAGCAGGCCACUGCCGCCAUCAUCCCCCCGGAGCCCAGCUACCUGGAGCCGCUGGACGAGGGCCCCUUCAGCACGGUCAUCACGGAGGAGCCCGUCGAGUGGGCACACCCGGCCGCCGCCGAGCAGGGCCUGUCCUGCAGCCUGAUGGGGGGCACCCCCGAGCACCCCGUCAGCUGGCCUGUGGGGCCGGACCUCCUGCUGAAGUCCCCGCAGCGCCUGCCGGAGUCCCCGCAGCACCUCUGCCCGGCCGAGGCCCUCCACCCCGCUGCCCCAGGGCCCUUUGGCGCCACGGAGCCCCCUUACCCGGGCUCCCCGGACUCCUACCCUCUGUCGGCCACUGAGCCUGGACUCGAGGGCGCCAAAGGCGACGCGGUGGAAGCCGUCCCGGCCGCUGUCCCCGCCCCGGAAGAACCCACCCCCUUUGCCCCUCCUUCCAGGCUGGAGCCCUUUUUCACCAACUGCAAACCGCUGCCUGACGCGCCCCCCGACGCGGCCCCGGAGCCUACGUGUCUGGGCGCCGUGACUCCGGUGGAGGCUCUGGCGCCCGUGGAAGGGAACUUCCUGGAGAACGGGCACGAGCUGCCCGCCCUCGCCCAGGUGGCGCCGGUGCCCUGGCCUGAUGGCUUCCCCAACCCUGAGGACGACUUGGACCUGGGGCCCUUCUCUCUGCCAGAGCUUCCUCUUCAAGCUAAGGACGUUCCUGACGUCGAAGCAGAGCCCGUAGAAGAGACUCCCCUCGGUCCUCCAGAAAACACCCCCGCGGGGCCACCUGUGGUCCCGAGCGGCGGGGAGGUCCCUGCGGCAGCUGCCGAGGAGCAGCAGCCCGCGCCGCCUCCCGGCCAGGCGGCCCCGCGGCUCCUGCCCGAGCCCGAGCCCGAGCCCGAGCCGAGCGAGGAGCCUGCGCCGGACGUGACGGCGGGAAGCACGGUCGAAGCAGGGAUCGCGUCAGAGGGCAGGGCGCCCCCCGAGGACUCGGACUCCGGCCUGGGCGCCGCACCGGCACCCGCGGAGCGCCAUCCCGCGGGGAGCGCAGACGAGGCGGCCGAGGGCCGAGACCCCACGGCCGCGCCCCACGGCGCGCCCGACGCCCCCGCGGAUGGCCCGGCGCAGGCGCUCGUGGCGGACGGCACCGGGCUCGAGGGGCCCGUGGGCGGCAUCCAGCCCGAAGCUUCGGACCCAGAGCCCAGGCCCGUGGCCGAGGCCCCGAAGGCGCCCAAGGCCGAGGAGAUCCCCCAGCGCAUGACGAGGAACCGGGCCCAGAUGCUGGCCAACCAGAACAAGCAGAGCUCGCCGCCCGCCGAGAAGGAGCCGGCGCCCGCGCCCCGCGCCAAGGGCCGCUGCUGCGAGGACGACGACCCGCAGGCGCAGCACCCGCGGAAGCGCCGCUUCCAGCGCUCCGGCCAGCAGCUGCCGCCGCAGAUGAACACGUCGACGCAGCAGACGCGGGAGGUGAUCCAGCAGACGCUGGCUGCCAUCGUGGACGCCAUCAAGCUGGACGACAUCGAGCCGUACCACAGCGACCGGUCCAACCCCUACUUCGAGUACCUGCAGAUCAGGAAGAAGAUCGAGGAGAAGCGCAAGAUCCUCUGCUACAUCACCCCGCAGGCGCCCCAGUGCUACGCCGAGUACGUCACCUACACGGGCUCCUACCUCCUGGACGGCAAGCCGCUCAGCAAGCUGCACAUCCCCGUGAUCGCGCCCCCUCCCUCCCUGGCAGAGCCCCUGAAGGAGCUCUUCAAGCAGCAGGAGGCCGUGAGGGGGAAGCUGCGCCUGCAGCACAGCAUCGAGCGGGAGAAGCUCAUUGUCUCCUGCGAGCAGGAGAUCCUGCGAGUCCACUGCCGGGCGGCGAGGACCAUCGCGAACCAGGCGGUGCCGUUCAGCGCCUGCACCAUGCUGCUGGACUCCGAGGUCUACAACAUGCCUCUGGAAAGUCAGGGCGACGAGAACAAGUCGGUGCGCGACCGCUUCAACGCGCGCCAGUUCAUCUCCUGGCUCCAGGACGUGGACGACAAGUAUGACCGCAUGAAGGUGUGCGGGGAGCAGCUCCUGUCACCAGCUGGCGGUCAGACCUCUGUGGGACCCCACCUUGAGCCCUCCUCAAAGACGUGUCUCCUGAUGCGACAGCAGCACGAGGCGGCGGCCCUGAACGCCGUGCAGAGGAUGGAGUGGCAGCUGAAGGUGCAGGAGCUGGACCCCGCCGGGCACAAGUCCCUGUGCGUCAACGAGGUGCCCUCCUUCUACGUGCCCAUGGUCGACGUCAACGACGACUUCGUGCUCCUGCCCGCCUGACACCCACGGACGGCCGCACGCGACACAGGCGAGGGCCGCGCGCGUCCGCCGGCGCCGCUGCCGCGUCCAGGCAGCGCAGGGAGACCUUGUCCCUC